Molecule: messenger RNA, 1218 nt
Organism: Anoplophora glabripennis (Asian longhorned beetle)
Lineage: Eukaryota; Metazoa; Arthropoda; Insecta; Coleoptera; Cerambycidae
Gene: Rab2
Product: ras-related protein Rab-2
Exons: 4
Coding region: 101-742 (213 amino acids)
Cellular component (GO): Golgi apparatus
Molecular function (GO): GTP binding; GTPase activity
Source: RefSeq, a predicted model, not a curated record
AAUCGCGUAAUGACACAACAGAGACAACUGUCAUUAAUUUACGAAGUAGAUUAUUUGUGAUUAUUAAUAUACAAAAAUAUACAAUUUAUAGUAAUUCAGAAUGUCUUACGCAUAUUUGUUUAAAUAUAUAAUCAUUGGAGAUACUGGUGUUGGGAAAUCUUGCCUUUUACUCCAAUUCACAGAUAAGCGAUUUCAACCUGUGCAUGACUUGACAAUAGGUGUAGAAUUUGGUGCUCGAAUGAUAACAAUUGACAGUAAACAAAUUAAGUUACAAAUAUGGGAUACAGCUGGCCAAGAAGCUUUCCGAUCAAUUACAAGGUCAUACUAUAGAGGUGCUGCUGGUGCUCUAUUAGUCUAUGAUAUCACCCGAAGAGAAACCUUUAAUCAUCUCACAACUUGGUUAGAUGACGCUAGACAACAUUCCAAUUCAAAUAUGGUCAUCAUGCUCAUUGGAAAUAAAAGUGAUCUAGAGAGCAGACGGGAAGUUAAAAAAGAAGAGGGUGAAGCUUUUGCCCGUGAACAUGGUUUAGUGUUUAUGGAGACGUCAGCUAAAACUGCUGCGAAUGUUGAAGAAGCGUUCAUUAAUACAGCAAAAGAAAUUUAUGAAAAGAUUCAAGAAGGUGUUUUCGACAUAAAUAAUGAGGCCAAUGGUAUCAAGAUAGGUCCCCAGCAUUCACCCACAAAUCCCUCUUUACCAGGUGCCGGAGGAGCUGGAGGAUCUCAAGGCUCUGGUUGCUGCUAGACGUAAAGUCAUACAAAUAAGGGUUUACGUGUAAACAAUUUAAACCCAUGUAACUAAAUGGAAGUGGCCACAAAGAAUUUGUUACAUAAAUUAAUGAUCUAAUAUCUUCCGAAACGUUACGUUAAUUUGUUUUAAAUGCACUAUUAGAACAUUGUUUAAAUAUAUCUAUCGGAAAUAUUUCGUACCACUGUCAUCACUGAUGAGUAAUUUAUGUAAUGAACUUAUAAAGUCAUGUGAUUUUUUCAAUGUAUAUUUAUAUUUAGCCGUCAAAUCCAGAUAAUAUUUUUAUUAUUUCUUUGAAGUGAAUAUAGUUAUUUAGAUAAAUCUUUAUUUUAUUCGGUUAACAAUUCGUGUUGUACUUUGUUCAAAGGUGUGUUCUAGUUGUCUAAGUUACCUUCACUUAUUGAAAGAUAUGAUAUAGCCCAAAAAUGUUUUUUAUGUAAGCUUCGUAAAUCAAAAUAAAAGUAUAAGUUAUA